Molecule: messenger RNA, 1045 nt
Organism: Tyto alba (common barn owl)
Lineage: Eukaryota; Metazoa; Chordata; Aves; Strigiformes; Tytonidae
Gene: MEIG1
Product: meiosis/spermiogenesis associated 1
Exons: 4
Coding region: 430-741 (103 amino acids)
Cellular component (GO): nucleus
Source: RefSeq, a predicted model, not a curated record
CUGAAUUAAUGGUGACUCAGGAAGUGCCAUGCAUAUCUAGAUGUCUUGAAGAAGCACAUUCAUUAGAUGAAUUCAGUACAUCCUAUAAAGAAGUACUUAACACUAGUAACAUGAUUUGGAGGCAGCAUACUACCCACAGGGAGUGAGACUGUGUUUUUCCUCUCACUAUAAAAUCCAGAAGCUUCUUCUUCUUUGAAGAUACCUUCCUAAUUAUGAAGCUGAAGCUUGGUGACAUUACAAAACUAUGAAAGGACACAUUUCUGAUCAUAUCUGCUAGACAUGAUAGUGUUCUGUGUGUCUUGCUUGCAGAAGCAAUAUAAAUUUCUGGUUUAGUAGCAGAAUAAGAUAUACUCAAGAAAGAAAACGCAGUGAAACUCAGAUGUAAGGUAGAAGAGAAAUGCUUUUUUUUUUUUUUUUUUUUUUUUUAAUAUGGUUCAAAUCCAUCCCUGGAAAAAGUGUGAAGUUUCUGGAGUCAUGGCUAAAGCUGACAUCAAACCAAAAUCUAUAUAUCAUGCCAAAAAGUGGUCAGAUGAUGUAGAGAACUUAUACAGAUUCCAGCAAGCUGGAUACAGAGAUGAGGUUGAAUAUAAACAAGUAAAACAAGUUGAUAUGGUAGAGUGUUGGCCAGAAACUGGAUUUGUUAAGAAACUUCAGAGAAGGGACAAUACGUUCUAUUAUUAUGAUAAACAAAGAGAAUGCGAAGACAAAGAAGUCCAUAAUGUGAAAGUUUAUGUGUAUUAAUUUUGUUAUUGUUCUGAUUUGUUUGCACUUUUUUAUAAAUCUGUUUGCUAGAAUCUGUAAGUAAAUGAAGUUGUGUAAUCUGACUUACCUUAAGUAUCAAUGUCAUUCUUGGAUAGAAGGGGGAACACAGAAAAUUAAGAGAAGCCUGGAACUAUAGACAUAGAAAUUUCAUUUUUUUCCUGCUAUAACCAAAAGUCUUAUUAUCCCUCAUUUUCCUAGUUACAAAUGUUUCGACAUAAAGAUAAAAAGCUGGUAAAUGGGCAUCAUGUAUUUGGUUUAACUGUUUGUAAAGUCCAUUAUAAGU